This is a messenger RNA of Daphnia carinata, 934 nucleotides long. RefSeq names its product sialate:O-sulfotransferase 1-like. Lineage: Eukaryota; Metazoa; Arthropoda; Branchiopoda; Diplostraca; Daphniidae. The transcript has 5 exons. Bases 6 to 911 code for a protein of 301 amino acids. The record is from RefSeq and is a predicted model, not a curated record.
CUGCUAUGCCAAUUGAUUGGAUGGCCAAUCUACGGAAUGCCACCGAUGUCAGGCGAAAUCAUAGCGUACGAUCUGCCCCCGAUAGCAAAGCGAACUAUCCUUGGAUAGACGAUGCCACAUGCCGCCAUUUUAGCGUCCAGUUUGCAAAGAACAAAUCGUUUCCUAAAUGGGCCUUGACGUCUUUCCCCGGAAGUGGAGUGACCUGGACGCGACAGUUGAUCGAGGGCGUAACUGGGAUCUACACUGGAACAGUUUACGGGACCAUUGAACCUCCAAUCAUCGAUGGGGAUCACCAUGGCAACGAAGCUGAACGCGAGUGCGGUUGCACGAUUCUUAUCAAAGAUCACGGCUACCCGGAGUCGCACGCUUAUAUGGGGACCAACAGACCGUACGAGAACAGAGGGAUCCUGAUCCUUCGCAAUCCGUUUGACGCUUUAUUUACAUACGGCCAUUACUUGUGGAGUGGCAACGAUCAAACGGGCACGGCCUCACCCAAUGUCUUCAACGGCACAAAUUGGGACGAUCACGUCAGUUACGUAGCAGACGAAUGGGCGGAGCAUGCGGAUCGAUGGAUUCAAUACAUUCAAGAAGGGACGGUCAUUUUCUACGAACGGCUUCUGCAAGACACUGAAAACGAAUUGAGACGUUUAUUAAAAGCCAUUCAUUUCGUUGAUGCCAAUCAUCCACCUGUCGAUCCGGAGCGGAUGCGUUGCACGCUGCAACACAAGGACCGUGUGGAUCGUAAACGUUCCAACAAACCCAAGGUUUCACUUCGAUCGAUGGAUCAUUCCAAAUUCAUGUCUUCCAUUGAACGGGUGCAAGCAAGCCUCAGUAAGAAAGGAUGGCCGUUGCUUCCGCUUCACCUGUACGAUUUACAUACACCUGUGGAUGCAUUGCGUGUGUCCGAAUAAACUCCCUUUGAUUUGUGACUUAA